UAUAAAAUACAAAAAUAUAUUAUAUAUAUAUAUACAACAUUUAUAUUUAGUACAUUAUUAAUUAGCGUACAUACACUGUAAAUAAAAUGAAAUAAAACACAUAAAAAGAAGCCAAACUCGAAUUCGUAUGCGGAAGGACAGAUCUUAGCAACCAUAGGGAUUUACUUUUAAAAAAAGAGAGCGACUUUUCACUUUGAAUCUCAAGCUGUGACAACGACUGAAGUAAAUCGAAAAUAAUGUUUAAACGCCGGGCAACGUUGAAUGCAAUUCAAGGCUCAAAUGCAGAGGAAAAGCUUCCCCUGCUUUCAUGCUUCACUGUGGGCUCCACUGUCCGCUGCAAGAUUUGCUUCGACGAGGAAAUAUUGGGCGAGGUGGUGGCCUUUGAUGCUGGCACCAAAAUGCUAUUGAUAAAAGUACCCAACAAACGGGGGCUCUGCGACAUGAACAUCGUGAACCUAAACUUUUGCUUGGAUGUGGAGAUUGUCAAGGAGGUCGAGCUGUCGGAAAGUAUUCAAACUCCUACGCCCCCCGACUUACCGAAGCUGGAGAAGCGUCUGCAUGACACCAUCGAGCAGAGGGCCAAGCACCUUCUAAACUUCAAACCGAAAGUCUCGCCAAUGGGUCAGGAGCUGUAUCGCCAAGUUGCCUUUUAUUUGGGUGACUCUCAGGUGUCUUGGCUUGAAAAUGAGAAGAAAAUCUCCAUAUUGGUGAUGGAGCAGGUGAUCAUUGAGCCACCCUAUGGGGUGGCCAAUGUCAGUGGCCCGCAGGAGGCGACCAAACUUAAGCGCUAUGUCCAGUGGAUUGUGCAGCAGUUUCUGAAUAAGCCAAAAUUAAACACACUUUCCCAUAGCAACACAAGUACACACACACUCGCUGGAGCGUUGUUUAUCAACAAAACAAAUAAAAUGAGAAUCUAGUACACCCACAUGGAAAUUUCGUUAUCUGCUUGAAGGAAAACAAAAUCUGUCAUAAAUAUACUCGUACACUCGUACUUUUUAUUCGUUUGUUCUCC
Molecule: messenger RNA, 1012 nt
Organism: Drosophila subobscura
Lineage: Eukaryota; Metazoa; Arthropoda; Insecta; Diptera; Drosophilidae
Product: protein Hezron
Exons: 3
Coding region: 237-917 (226 amino acids)
Molecular function (GO): RNA binding
Source: RefSeq, a predicted model, not a curated record